Molecule: messenger RNA, 595 nt
Organism: Leptopilina heterotoma
Lineage: Eukaryota; Metazoa; Arthropoda; Insecta; Hymenoptera; Figitidae
Product: 40S ribosomal protein S13-like
Exons: 3
Coding region: 91-546 (151 amino acids)
Biological process (GO): translation
Cellular component (GO): cytosolic small ribosomal subunit; nucleolus; ribosome
Molecular function (GO): small ribosomal subunit rRNA binding; structural constituent of ribosome
Source: RefSeq, a predicted model, not a curated record
AUUUACCCGAUUUACCUUUUCGCUGUCUUGUUCAAUCUUGUUUCAUUUUUCCUUUCUUGAUCCCAACAAUCCCAGGUUCAAAUCGUCACCAUGGGUCGUAUGCACGCUCCAGGAAAGGGUAUAUCCCAGUCAGCAUUGCCUUACAGGCGAAGUAUCGCAACUUGGCUGAAACUCACUCCAGAAGACACGAAGGAUUUAAUUUUUAAAUUGGCAAAAAAGGGUCACACACCAAGUCAAAUUGGUGUUAUUUUGCGUGACUCUUAUGGUGUCGCACAAGCACGUUUCCGAACAGGAAGCAAAGUUCUGAGGAUUCUCAAAAGUCUGGGACUUGCCCCUGAAAUUCCUGAAGAUUUAUAUCAUUUAAUUAAGAAAGCUGUGGCCAUCAGAAAGCAUUUAGAGCGUAAUCGCAAAGACAAGGAUUCAAAGUUCCGUUUGAUUCUCGUCGAAUCGCGAAUUCACCGGCUCGCACGUUAUUAUAAACAAAAAUCUGUUUUACCACCAAGCUGGAAAUAUGAAAGUUCAACAGCAAGUGCUCUUGUUGCUUGAAUCAGUUUAAAUUUUCAACAUCUUUUAAUAAAUCACUUUUAUUAAUUUA